This is a messenger RNA of Manis javanica (Malayan pangolin), 2733 nucleotides long. The record is from RefSeq and is a predicted model, not a curated record. NCBI's taxonomy places the organism in Eukaryota, Metazoa, Chordata, Mammalia, Pholidota, Manidae.
AGCGGGCGGGCGCUGGGGCGACUGGGAGAGCUGUGCGGCGUGCGCGAGCACGAGGCGUAGUGGCCUCCCCCGAGGCUGAGGCGGCGGCGGGCGCGCGCGGCGGCAGCGGCGGCGGGUGCGACGCGCGGGCUGUUGUGUUGCGGCUCUCCCUUUUCCCUUCCUUGGCGGGUGGAGGAGGCCGAAGCGGUGUUGGGCGCUCUCCCCGUUCCUCUCCCUACGGCCACUUCCCCCGGCCCUCGCGCUGCGCGGCCUCUCCGACGCAAGACUGUCCCUGCCCCGAUAUGGCUCGUGGACAGCAGAAGAUUCAGUCUCAGCAGAAAAAUGCCAAAAAGCAAGCUGGACAAAAGAAGAAACAAGGACAUGACCAAAAGGCUGCUGCCAAAGCUGCCUUAAUAUAUACCUGCACUGUCUGUAGGACACAAAUGCCAGACCCUAAGACCUUUAAGCAGCACUUUGAGAGCAAGCAUCCUAAGACUCCACUUCCUCCAGAAUUGGCUGAUGUUCAGGCAUAAAGUUUACAGGUGAAUUCAUGACACCUUUGACUUCUACUGUCUCAGAACUUAGGUAACAAACCUGCAGCUGCUUUUCUAACAAACUGUUGAUCAGCAAAAAUAGAGGGGCUACAGAAACACUCAUUUUUAUGCUGUUCCCUUUUGGGCUUCAUGCAAAGACAAUUCUGUGUAAAUGUACAGUUGACCCUGAUUUGGAAAUCUGAAAAUCAGUCCAUCCUUGUUACAAAAAAUUUUUUUACAAUUGUAAUUAUAUUGAUGUUCAUAUUGUGUAAAAUAACUCAUUUAAUAAAAUAGUACUUUGAUUUUACAACAUCACAGGAUAAAUGGUUCUAGAAAUUCUGUUUUACCUUUCCACAUUAUUUGCCUUACAAAAAUCUAAUAAAUUCAUCAUCUAGAAUUGCAAGUGCAAUUCUUAUCUCCCUUUCUCAGCUCAGUGGCAGUUUCAUCAAACUAGAGCAGACUCAUUCAUUAAAUUUCUGCACAUAAUUUUAUUGGCAUCUACUAAUCUAAAUGAAGACUUAACCUGAUGCUUCAGUCUUGCAGUCAUGGGUCAUUUCUCCCUCUGAUUUGUUUCUUGUGUGUGAGGUUGGAAUAUUGCAACUUGCUGUACAACCUGGUUAUAGUUGCCAGCCAGGUAUACACUGUAUAUAACUGAUAAAUUCCUAACGCGGUUGAACUGUCAGUGAGCCCUUCUGAAAGAUCAGGUUCUGAAGUACAUGCCACAAUGAAAUAAUCAGCAGUAAGCCUAUCAUUUAGUACAAAAUACGAUGGAACAUAAGUGAACUGGUAAAGAUCUAUCUUUUAUAAAUUAUACUGGAUUCUUUGAAAAUUCUUGAAGUUCUUUAAUUUGAAAUUGAAACUCAAAAAUUUUGAGGGAGUUUUUGGAUGUUAUUAAAGAUUUGACCAAUUUUAUGAAUGGACUUUUGUGUUAACAGGAAGAUUGGAAUGACUUGUGGCUGGUUUAGUUCCCAAAACCUUCUCGUACGUUUCUUUUCAAAAUGAGUAGUUGAUUUUAGGAGUUUACUUUGUGCUGGUUCCUAAAAUCAAAGACGGUGUACAUUAUGACUUCUGUCUGAGCCAGGAUAAUAUCCACAUUGUUUUGGCUCUAAGGAUGAGAUUGUGGGUUGGUUCAGAUGGAUGAUAAGGAUAAAUCCUGCCCAGAUAAGGAAACUACUUUUAGGGUUCUUCUGAUUUGCUUUUGUCAGCUAUUAACUUUAUGAGUGAAACUGCUAUAACUCAGUUAAAAAAAUUUUAAGUUAAUAUAAUAGGAAGAAUGCUCAAAUAUUUACUAGUGAUUGCUUAGAGCCACAAAUCUGAUCCUGUGGAUUACAAAAUGCAUUCCCUCUUGCUGCUGUAACUUACCACUGCAUUUUGUAGCCGUGCAUAUUCUGCCCACCUUGUUUGUCUUCACUAUAAGUUCAAGAUAUUUCCAAGGAAAAGUUUCAGUGGUGAUAGUUCUUAAUGACUCCUUAUAUUCUUACUUUAAAGUAAUCUUUUUUUUCAUGUAUUUAAUUUCCUAAGUUUCAGAUUUUAUAUCUGUUAUUUCCAAAUAUGUUGGUUCCCAGAACAUUAGAAUUUGCCUAAUUGCUUCUGGUGGGUGUUACAGAAGUUCUGGUUAAAUUAAAGGUUUUUAAAAGUGCUUUGAGCAUAUGUAUGUUUCUGUUUAGUAACAAAUCAUUCUACAACCAUUCACAAGUUUUGGUUUAAUAUUUUUUUCAUUUGUUUUACUGACUGUAAUUCAGUAUAAAAUCUUUUUGUUCUUGUAUUUAACCCUUUUUUAUAAGCAGCUGAAGACACCAUAUUUAACUUUAUAUCUCAGUGAUAAGGAAAUAGCUGCAUUUUUCUUGCAUAGGAUUAAUUUUCAUACUUCACAUGAAGAUUACAAUCCCCUUUUUAUUGUAUUUGAGUUAAAUCUGCUGUAAGGGGAAAAUUACAAUUCUUUUAAACAUCUUCAUGGUUUAGUUUGAAGAUUCUUUAACAGAUCACAGCAAAGUUCAUUAUAAAACUGUUAUGGUGUCUUCAAAGACUUGAUAAAAUACACUGGGAGAGAACUGACCCGUUUGUUUUCUGUAUUUCCAUUAAUGUUGCCAGAAGGAAUGGGGUGAAGAUUAAAUUUGUUUCCAUUCUACUUGGUAUGGAUCUACAUCCCCAUGUUUAACUGACACACUGGGUGCUCAGUUGUGUGCUGUAAUGUCUUAUUAAAGAAGAUAUUAAAACUAAA